Messenger RNA from Schizosaccharomyces osmophilus, 372 nucleotides. RefSeq names its product anaphase-promoting complex, platform subcomplex scaffold subunit Apc15 (gene apc15). Lineage: Eukaryota; Fungi; Ascomycota; Schizosaccharomycetes; Schizosaccharomycetales; Schizosaccharomycetaceae. The record is from RefSeq and is a predicted model, not a curated record. Gene Ontology annotation, cellular component: anaphase-promoting complex. Gene Ontology annotation, biological process: anaphase-promoting complex-dependent catabolic process. Bases 1 to 372 code for a protein of 123 amino acids. The transcript is spliced from 2 exons.
AUGUCGUUUAUGUCUUUUAUGGCGUCUACCGCCCAUGAAUUGUGGUAUAGUCCGUUUGAAAUGUCUAUGAAAGAACUAGAAAAAGAUGAGUUGAAUCUUGAAAACCAGGAACUUUCCAUUAAGCAAUAUGGCUUUCAAUGGAUACGGCCCAUUGGGAUUAAUAAGACUAUGCAGGAACAAGCAGAACUCGGAGAGCGAGAGGCCGAGGCAGGCAAUGUGGACACAGAAAUUGAUGAGGAAGAGCUGAGGAGCGAUGAUUUUCCUCAGCCAAAUGAGCAAGAAACGCAGGAUGUGGAUUUGGAUGCAGACGUCACGAAUGCAGAUGCCUCUGAAUUCUACGAAGAAAUGAGUGACUUCGAUUUCCAAGGAUAG